GCAAGAUAAAUUGAUGUAAAUCAGAUAUUUGGGACACGUAUACUGAUACUUUCAUAACGCAUAGAUAAUGAUUUUUUAUCUAUUUCUGGCAAAUUCCUAAUGAUUCUUGAUUUUCGAUUCGAUCGUAUCGGCCACCAACAUGAAGCGUUUGCCGAUUUUCAUCGCCCUCAUCGCUCUCAGCCUAGCGGACGACAUCAAUCCGAGGAAAUUCCCCAAAACGUUCAAGCUGGGCGUCGCCAACGCGGCGCCCCAAAUCGAAGGAGGAUGGAACGAAGACGGCAAAGGCGAGACCAUUUGGGACCGCUUCGCCCACAAACACCCGGAGAAAAUCGCCGACAGAUCCACCCCGGACGUCGCCUGCGACUCCUACCACAAAUACAAAGAAGACAUAGCCCUGAUCAAAGCCAUGGGCUUGGAUCACUACAGGUUGUCCAUCGCUUGGUCGCGAGUACUACCCACCGGCUACACCGAUAAAGUCAACAAGGCCGGCGUGGAGUACUACAAAAACGUAUUCAAAGAGCUGAAAGAGAACGACAUCAAACCGAUGGUGACCUUGUACCACUGGGACCUCCCGCAGCCGUUGCAGGACCAAAUGAACGGCUGGUUGAACGAGUCGAUCGUCGAUGUAUUCGGCGACUACGCCAAAUUCGCGUUCGAAACCUUCGGCGACGACGUCGACUGGUGGAUCACCGUCAACGAGCCCAAGCAGGUGUGCCAGAGCGGCUACGGCACCGGCGGCUACGCGCCCGGCGUCGUCGGCAGCGGAGUCACCGACUACUCCUGUGCCAGAAACAUCCUUCUGGCCCACGCCAGGGCCUGGCACAUCUACAACGAGCUCUACCGCUCGAAGAACAAGGGCAAGGUGGCCAUCGUGGUGGACGCGUCCUGGUCGGAGCCCGGCAGCGACUCGGACGCCGAUCGGGCGGCCGCGGAGAGGGCGACGCAGUUCGAGGUGGGGCUGUACGCGAAUCCGGUGUUCAACGGGGAUUGGCCGGAGGUGGUGAAGCGGCGCGUCGCCGAAAGGAGCAAGAUGGAAGGGUACGAGGAGUCCAGGUUGCCGGCUUUCAGCGAAAGGGAGAUCGCUUACUUGAAAGGCACGUCGGAUUAUUUGGCGUUGAAUACCUAUUCGACGAUGAUGGUGAGCGCUGCCGGGGAAGCGCCGUUGACUGCGAGUUUCGAGCACGACAAGAACGUGAGGUAUUGGGCCGAGCCCGAUUGGCCCAAGGACGGACCUUGGUGGUUCUACGAUCUACCGUGGGGAUUGAGGAAAUUCCUCAAUUGGUUAAAACGCACCUACAAUAACCCCGAAAUUGUUGUAACCGAAAACGGUUAUGUUACCGGCGAUGAUACGUUAGAAGAUGAUAAAAGGAUUCACUAUUUUCGCGGCUACCUAAGCGCCUGUUUGGACGCCAUUUACAAAGAUAACGUUAACUUGACCGCCUACACCGCUUGGAGUAUCAUGGAUGAUUGGGAAUGGACAGGCGGAUACACAUCCUUCCUGGGCUUGUACAAAGUCAAUUUCACCGACCCGGAGAGGCCGAGGAUCAAACGGAAAUCCGCCGAUUUCUUCGCCGGCGUCGCCAAAAAUCGAUGUUUGCUCGAUCCAUCCGAAUGCAUCGAUUAAAACACCAGACGACGCGCAUUACCAAGUAUAAUAAGCGAAACUAUUAACGAAAUUUUCUCACAAACACACCGCCAUUAUUCACCCGGACUCAUCCGAGCAUACCAAAUCGCCGUAUACAGUAUACACCCUCGAAAUAAUCAUAAUAAUAAACACACCAAGGGUAACUACCAUCAUCUACGGAGAGAUUCCAUUGUGACUCGGUGAUAAACGGCAUUCCUUUGUACACGCAGAAAAAUCGUUUGUACCAAUAAAUAUAUAUUUGCUUGUAUACCAAUAAAAUUGUUGUUUUAA
Phyllotreta striolata is the source of this 1915-nucleotide messenger RNA. Lineage: Eukaryota; Metazoa; Arthropoda; Insecta; Coleoptera; Chrysomelidae. The record is from the annotation of a GenBank genome assembly.